AUGUGCAAGCUCACUAUAACUGCAGGUCUCUGUUUGAUCAUCACCAGCUUGGUCUCUUCCACCAAGCUGGUGUGUUACUACAACAGUGAUGCUGAAGAUAGAGUGGAACAAGGGAAGUUCACAGUUUCAGAUAUCAAUCCGAAUCUGUGUACCCAUCUGAUCUAUGCCUUUGCUGACAUUAACUACAGACACAGGCUGGUCCCCAGCUGUGCAACUGACAUAAAACGCUAUCAGUCCUUUAAUGGACUCAAAACCAGAAAUCCUCGGCUCAAAACCCUGCUGGCGGUUGGUGGCUUGAACUUUGACAAACAAAAAUUCAGUAAAAUGGUGUCAACACAACAAAAAAGAGCAAAGUUCAUUCUAUCAGCUAUCACACUACUGAGAACAAAUGGGUUUGAUGGGCUAAACCUUGACUGGAGGUACCCCGGAGGAGCUGGAAGCCAAUCACAGGACAAGCAGAGAUUCACACUGCUGUGCAAGGAGCUCAAAGAGGCCUUUGUGGCUGAGGGAAUCAAAACUGGCCGUGACAGAUUAAUCGUCACUGCUAGUGUCUCUGCUGAGAAAGCAACCAUCGAUGCCAGUUAUGAAGUCGCACAGAUUGCCAUGCACCUGGAUUUCAUUAAUGUGUUGACAUAUGACUUUCACGGCCCCUGGGAAAAUGUCACAGGACAUCACAGCCCCUUAUUCAACGGAUCCCAAGACACUGGAGACAAAAUCUACUUGAACACUAACUAUGCCAUGCUGUACUGGCACAACCAGGGAGCACCUACAAAAAAGCUAAUCUUGGGGUUAGCGUCAUAUGGGCGGUCUUUUAACCUCUCCUCUGCAUCCAGUGAUGUUGGAGCACCAGCCAAUGGUCCUGGUGAAGAACGCCGCUUCACUGGUGAAGAAGGAUUCUGGGCCUAUUAUGAGACUUGCCUUUAUCUGGAAAGAGUGACAGUCCAGUUGAUUAAUGAUCAGAAAGUUCCAUAUGCCACCACAGAAAAUCAGUGGGUUGGAUUUGACAACGAAUACAGCCUUGAUAUUAAGGUCAGUUACCUAAAAACUAACAACUUUGGAGGAGCCUUUGUCUGGUCUCUGGACCUGGAUGACUUUAGUGGACAGUUCUGUAAACAAGGCAACUACACCUUCAUCAGCCACCUGCAUACGCUCCUAGUUCCAGGUUAUCCUGACCUUACCGAUGCAACUACAACUCCCACAACCAUUCCGACACGUACUGGAAACCCCUGUAAAGGAAGGAGCAAUGGGCUCUACCCCAAACUUGAUGACCCAAAUUCUUUUUACAACUGUGCUGUCUCCUACUACAACAACUUCUCCUACUACCACCAUAACUCACUCUACCACAACAACUUCUCCAACUACAACCACAACUCCCCUCACCACAACAACUCUGACACAUACUUUAACCCCAUCAACUUCUCCUACUACCACCAUAACUCACUCUUCCACAACAACUUCUCCUACUACAACCACAACUCCCCUCACCACAACAACUCUGACACAUACUUUAAACCCAUAAACCACACAGUCUCCUACUACAACAACUUCUCCUACUACCACCAUAACUCACUCUACCACAACAACUUCUCCAACUACAACCACAACUCCCCUCACCACAACAACUCUGACACAUACUUUAACCCCAUAAACCACACAGUCUCCUACUACAACAACUUCUCCUACUACCACCAUAACUCACUCUACCACAACAACUUCUCCAACUACAACCACAACUCCCCUCACCACAACAACUCUGACACAUACUUUAAACCCAUGUAA
Molecule: messenger RNA, 1779 nt
Organism: Sebastes umbrosus (honeycomb rockfish)
Lineage: Eukaryota; Metazoa; Chordata; Actinopteri; Perciformes; Sebastidae
Product: chitinase-3-like protein 1
Exons: 15
Coding region: 1-1779 (592 amino acids)
Biological process (GO): carbohydrate metabolic process; chitin catabolic process
Cellular component (GO): extracellular region
Molecular function (GO): chitinase activity; chitin binding
Source: RefSeq, a predicted model, not a curated record